Mangifera indica (mango) is the source of this 1664-nucleotide messenger RNA. Its product is annotated as serine/threonine-protein phosphatase 4 regulatory subunit 2-like. Gene Ontology annotation, biological process: protein dephosphorylation. The coding region runs from base 430 to 1311 and encodes 293 amino acids. The transcript has 9 exons. Gene Ontology annotation, molecular function: protein phosphatase regulator activity. NCBI's taxonomy places the organism in Eukaryota, Viridiplantae, Streptophyta, Magnoliopsida, Sapindales, Anacardiaceae. Gene Ontology annotation, cellular component: cytoplasm; nucleus; protein phosphatase 4 complex. The record is from RefSeq and is a predicted model, not a curated record.
UUGCUACCCCUGGUUUUACUUGCGCAUCUGCCAAGGUGUCUUCAGUGAUCCAGUCCAUAUAAGUCAAGUCUUCUCCGCAUCGCCAGUUACCUUCCUCUCAAAACGGGUCGUGUUGUAGUUCUCAAGUCGGAUCAGACUCGACCCGAUUCGGUGUCUUUUGCCCCAUAUUAGAUCCGACCUUACCCCGCUCAUCGGUAAGCUUCCACCGUUACCUCGAGACCGAAACUGUGCGAGGUAACAUUACUGGAAUGAUGCCAACCGUUGGAUGGGCAAUUGAUGUUUCUGGAACCAUACAUAGUUUCCCGCAUUGAUGUUGUUUUUUGUGUGUUACUAUGUUGGUAUCAAAUCGAUGUUGAAUAUUAGAGUGGUACAAGUAUGAUGUUGUGUAUUAAAAAUUGGUGAUUCUGAUAAUGACACUGUGGAGUGUAUAUGGAGACAGCAUCGAAUGAAAACGUAUGGCAGUUGGUUGAUCAACAUCAUCCAGCUGAUCAACAGCAUCCAGUUGAUCAGGAGUAUCCAGUUGAUCAGCAGCACUCAGGUAAUGAAGAGCAUCCAGUUGAUCAGCAGCAAUCAAAUGAUGAAGAGCUUUCAGUUGAUCAAGAACAUUUAGUUGAUAAAAAGCAUUCAGCUGAUGAAGAGCAUUUAGUUGAUCAUCACCAGGAAAACAUGGUUGCUGAUGUCUCAAAUCAUGGAGUUUCAGAACCCAAAUCUGAUUUUGAUGAAGAAGAAAUUAGACACACUCUGGAAGUCAUUGCACGCACUGGGAAAUUUUGGCAUGAUUGGGACAAAUUGAAGAGCAUGCUAUCCUUUCAGCUGAAGCAGGUCCUGUCAGAAUAUCCUGAGGUAAAAAUGACUACUGAGCAACAAAGUGCUUCUAUAGGAGAAACUUACCUUGAACUAGUGAAGCGAUUGGAUGAAGCACUUCUAUCUUUUGAUAAAGGUCCUCCGUUUACCCUGCAGAGGCUUUGUGAGAUCCUUUUGGCUGGGCAGAGUAUCUAUACAAAUCUCUCAAAGCUUGCUUUGGCACUUGAAAAAAAUCUAUCUGUGACAUCUACAUUGAUUGUUUGUACUGACCCAUAUCCACAAACGACAAUAUAUGGUCCAAAUGAAGCAGAAAAACAAAGUGAAGAAACCCAGUUGCAAUCAAAUUCAGUGCAGAAAGGGGUUGAAUCUAUUGUUGAAGACAGGGAUGAGGUAAUGACAGAGGUAGAGCAGUGUGAUAUUGUUGAUGAAAUGACCAUUGAUAUGGAAGCUUUAGAGGAGAUAGUCGGAUCAUCAGAAACAAAUGCCACGCCAACAUUGAAUUCCUAGGUUUGUAGUAAGCCUUUUCAGUUGAUUUCAUACCUUUUUUAUGGGCCUCAUGGUUUUAUUGUCACAGAGAGGGACAUGGCUGUGGAUCAUAUUUCUAAAUCUUGUAUUCAGUGAUGGGCUUGGUAAAAUCUUCAACUAAAAGCAGCAAGGCUUAUCACAUGAUAUCACCACAAAAUAUUUCUAUUAUUGUAUUUCUUUAGAUGCUGUGCUGGGAUGAUCUGGGAAGCCUUAUUUAUCUGAGAUUUGCUUAGAUAAAGGUAUUGUUUCAAAAUAUAGCACACAUUGUUUCGGAUUCCUGAUCUUGGGGGUUUAAUGUUAAAAUUCACAUAAUCUAGAAUUCUAAUUUGGGUUAA